CGUCCAACUCAGUUCACAUUUUGGUGGCAUUCCUUCAGUAUCGGCUACAAACUCCUGAUUUUAUUAAUUUAUUAUUCACGACUGUAAAUAAUACAGAGUGCCGAUAGAUGGCGGCCUCUCCGCCUUUGUUUUACUCUUUCUCUCCUCGAAUUAUCAGCCGCCGGCAUACCAAUUCGGUCAAUCCGCCGCCGUCGUCUUCUAGCUCUUGCUCCCCUUCUCCUUAUUCUUCUUACUCUAAUUUCUCGUCUCGUCGACCAGGGCGUUACUGGAAUUGCAUCACACAUUCCGGCUUAAAAGUUAUCUGGAAUCAACAUAGCCUUAAGGCUGAAGCUAUGAGUACCACUCAAGGAGAUCUUUCUUCUUCAACGGCCAUGAUAAAUUCGGAGGAUAAACCCGAUCAUCUUCUUGUCCUUGUUCAUGGAAUCAUGGGGAGUCCAAAUGACUGGACGUAUUGUGAAGCAGAAUUGAAGAGGCGAUUAGGCAAAAAGUUUUUGGUACAUGUGAGUUCUUGUAAUAUGUACACCAAGACUUUCACAGGCAUUGAUGGUGCUGGUAGACGACUGGCUGAUGAAGUCACGGAGGUCGUGAAAAAGGCGGAUAGCCUAACAAAGAUUUCAUUUUUAGCCCAUUCACUUGGUGGAUUAAUUGCAAGAUAUGCAAUUGCUGUCUUGUACACCCCUAAUGUUUUUUCUGAUUCUCCUGAUAAUACGUACACAAACUCCGAACCUUCAUCUCCUCAAAAUGGUGGCUUGAUUGCUGGUCUGGAAGCAAUUAAUUUUAUUACCCUGGCAACACCGCAUCUUGGAGUAAGAGGAAGAAAACAGCUUCCAUUUCUGUUGGGUGUGUCGUUCUUGGAGAAAAUUGCUCCACCGAUUGCUCCAAUUUUUACUGGGCAAACUGGCAGUCAGCUGUUUCUCACUGAUGAAGAGGCCGACAAACCUCCUCUAUUAUUACGAAUGGUCUCAGACUGCGAUGAAGGAAAAUUUCUGUCUGCACUUGCUGCUUUCAGAUGCCGGGUGCUUUAUGCAAACGUCUCUUAUGACCAUAUGGUUGGUUGGCGCACAUCCUCCGUUAGAAGAGAAGAAGAACUUGUUAAACCUACAAAUGGGUCAUUGGAUGGCUACAAACACAUUGUUAACGUGGAGCAUUGCCCGCCAGUUUUAUCCGAGAGCCCUAAUUUCCCUUCAGAGGCAGCUGAAGCAAAGGAGGCUGCUCAAAAUUAUCUGAGCACACAGAACACUGUAGAAUAUCAUGAGAUUGUGGAAGAUGAAAUGAUACGUGGAUUACAACGAUUGGGAUGGAUGAAAGUUGAUGUCAGCUUUCACUCGAUAUUCUGGCCGUUCUUUGCACACUUCAAUAUUCAGGGGAAAAACGAAAGGUUUCAUAAUGCUGGAGCCGGAGUGGUGGCGCAUGUUGCUGACACCAUAAAACAACAAGACUCUUCGCCAUGUAUAGGUGUU
Salvia hispanica is the source of this 1460-nucleotide messenger RNA. RefSeq lists its product as uncharacterized. NCBI's taxonomy places the organism in Eukaryota, Viridiplantae, Streptophyta, Magnoliopsida, Lamiales, Lamiaceae. The record is from RefSeq and is a predicted model, not a curated record. Gene Ontology annotation, biological process: lipid metabolic process.